Molecule: messenger RNA, 657 nt
Organism: Condylura cristata (star-nosed mole)
Lineage: Eukaryota; Metazoa; Chordata; Mammalia; Eulipotyphla; Talpidae
Gene: FAM228A
Product: family with sequence similarity 228, member A
Exons: 6
Coding region: 1-657 (218 amino acids)
Source: RefSeq, a predicted model, not a curated record
AUGGCCCCGAGAACGCCCAGCCGCGAGGAGCAUUUCAGGACAGAGAGAUUGAAAGAAUGGCCAGAGCCCACGGAAGUUGAUUUAAUGGAGGAAUUAGCUAGAGAAGAUAUUGAUGAAGCUGUACACGCGAUAUUAUUUAGAGAAAAUUAUGUUGUGAAGGUUACAGUCCCACCAUUUUGUGACCCUCUGUUUAAAAGACAGCAAGCGUUGGAUAAAGAGAAGAGAGCCGUUCUUCAAUAUGAGACAGGAAAACACUAUACCUUAAAAGAAUUUCAAGAAAUGGAGAAGGCCAGGUUGGCUGCCAGAUUGCCCAAGUUCACGCUCACGCUGCACAGUGUGAGCCCAAAGGAGAGGCACAAGGCCUCGGAGAGGGUGGCAGGCCAGAGAGCUCACAGCAAGAAGCACAGUCCUGACAAGAUUAUGUGCACAGAAAAGAAAUACCUGCCCAAUAAAGAGAAACAAACUACCGACUUAAGUCAGUCUGCGUUUGAAAGGCAGUUUUAUUCCUCGAAGCUCAACCGAGGGAAUAAAAGGGACAAGAAGAAGGUUCUGGUGAGCAGAGAUCUGGGCUUCCUUGCUGGGGCUCACACUCAGGCUGCCAUGGCCGCCGCUCUGGAUUGUUUCUCCCGCGUCUCCUCUGAGCGUCCCGAAGCCUGA